AUGCCAGUAGAUAGUAUGCAUGCUACUAUCGAAAGAAAAUCGAAAAAUUUGUUUAUACAGGCUCCAUCAGAAUGGCCAACGAUACUCCGCAAUGCCAGAACUAAACCGAAACCAUACAACGUGAAGGUUACCAAUUAUUCUUCUAUAAUAGACUGGAAACGCAUUACUUCACAAAAAAGACUGAAAGAUGCACAAGGGAACGACAUAACAAUUUCUGACGUUGCCGAGAUGAUAUUUGAUAAAGACAAUACCUAUGUAAAAAUAAAAACAACGUAUGAGAACCAAGCACACGUUGACCUACUGUUCCCGACAAAGACUGUGAAAAAUCUUCCUAAAUCUUAUCAUUCCGAACUACCGAUAAACAAAAAGAAAUAUGAUAACCUAAUUGAACUUUGUAAAGCUUUCACAAUUGAUGUACAAUAUCAUUCUGAGUAUUACUCUUUGAAAGGGCAUAAUAGUGUGGCAGACACGCUGCCUGAAACUGAUAUCGAAGAAUGUAAUGAUGAAACUGAAGACUGA
This is a messenger RNA of Acanthoscelides obtectus, 519 nucleotides long. The record is from the annotation of a GenBank genome assembly. NCBI's taxonomy places the organism in Eukaryota, Metazoa, Arthropoda, Insecta, Coleoptera, Chrysomelidae.